Molecule: messenger RNA, 825 nt
Organism: Fusarium musae
Lineage: Eukaryota; Fungi; Ascomycota; Sordariomycetes; Hypocreales; Nectriaceae
Exons: 2
Coding region: 1-825 (274 amino acids)
Molecular function (GO): chitin binding
Source: RefSeq, a predicted model, not a curated record
AUGAUCGCCAGUACCUUCGUCCUUUUCUGCGCUGCUGCAGCUGUCGGUGCCAUUCCGGCCCAGUCCUUGGAUGCCGAGAUUCUUCGGGCUCGUGCCGUAGUCACGUCCACUGAUGGCAUCUGCGGUGCCUUCAACGGUUCCGCCAGCUGUCUCGGCACUGGCUUCGGAAACUGCUGCUCCCAGUUUGGCUACUGUGGAACGUCUGAUCUCCACUGCGGUACUGGCUGCCAGACUGGCUUUGGAUCUUGCGGUACCCAGCCAGGUCCUCAAUACAAGGACCUAGGAUGCUUCGUUGAUAGCACCUCUGCCCGUGUCCUGCCCACUCUGAUCAGCCAUGCCGGAAACACCCCCACCAAGUGCAAAGCUGCUUGUGCUGAUGGUGGCUUUGCCUACGCUGGUCUUGAGUUUGGCAGCCAGUGCUGGUGUGGAUCAGCUCCUCAGCAGGACCUCGUCCAGUCCCAGAGCUGCAACAUUGCUUGUCCUGGUGACAGCACCUUGACAUGCGGUGGCAGCAAUGCCAUUGAGCUCUUCGCUACUGUCCCUACUUGGAUGAACCUUGGCUGCUAUUCUGACACUACUCUCUCCCGCACUCUCAGCAACUCUCUCAACAUCGCCGGUAACACCAACAAGAAGUGCCAAGAUGCCUGUGCUGCCGCCGGUUACAAGUAUGCUGGUACUGAGUUCGGAAACCAGUGCUUCUGUGGCAACACUAUCGACAACUCUGGUGCCCCUAUUGCCGCAAGCACCUGCAACAAGGCCUGCGCUGGAGAUUCUACUGCUACCUGUGGCGGACCCAAUGCUCUCAGCCUCUUCUAUCUCCUUUAA